Messenger RNA from Rotaria socialis, 828 nucleotides. The record is from the annotation of a GenBank genome assembly. Lineage: Eukaryota; Metazoa; Rotifera; Eurotatoria; Philodinida; Philodinidae.
AUGCACUAUUACACUUUGGAUUCAUUCGUUGAUGCGAAACAAAUACUAGCAAUGGAAUUUUUUUAUACUUUACCAGAAAAUGGAGAUAUACGUGUGAAGAAUUGGACAUUGAUGCAAGAUGUUUUUCCAACUGUUAUGAUAGCUGUUGUCUAUAUAUUUGCUAUUAUUUUUGGUCGAUUAUGGAUGAAAAAUCAAAAGCCUUUUGAAUUACGAAAUUUUAUGUUUAUUUAUAAUAUUUUACAAGUGAUAUUCUGUUCCUAUGUUACCUAUGAAUCAGCAUAUGUAUGGUAUGAAGAGAGAUACAGUUUUCUUUGUCAACCUGUUGAUUAUUCAUAUCGAAAAACUGCUAUUCGAGCUUGCGCAGCAUGUUGGUGGUAUUAUAUUCUGAAAAUAGCCGAUUUAACUGAUACAAUUAUUUUCGUAUUACGAAAAAAAGAUAAUCAAAUAACAUUUUUACAUGUUUAUCAUCAUCUUACGAUGCUAUUUUUCUCAUGGUACGGAGGAAAAUAUGUUGCUGGCGGCCAAUCAAUAUUCAUAUCGAUUUUAAAUUCUUUCAUUCAUAUUAUUAUGUAUGCUUAUUAUGGUUUAAGUGCCUGUGGAUCUCAUAUUCAAAAAUAUCUUUGGUGGAAACGUUAUUUAACACAGGCACAAAUUAUUCAAUUUAUUGCAGUAAUUCUUCAUUCAAGUAUUAAUUUACUGACGCCAUGCAAUUUUCCAAAAAUCUUUGAUGUUGCAUUCUUAGUCUAUGGCAUGUCCAUAUUGUUACUGUUCUCUAAUUUUUACUUACAAAAUUAUAUAAAGAAAGGAAAAGAUAAAAAAACAACGUGA